This is a messenger RNA of Coccinella septempunctata (seven-spotted ladybird), 1694 nucleotides long. RefSeq lists its product as uncharacterized. Bases 522 to 1565 code for a protein of 347 amino acids. The record is from RefSeq and is a predicted model, not a curated record. The transcript has 3 exons. NCBI's taxonomy places the organism in Eukaryota, Metazoa, Arthropoda, Insecta, Coleoptera, Coccinellidae.
UCAAAUGAUAACAACGUAAUUUUUGACCAGGGUGUCUAUCUCUGAUUAAAUUUUUUCUUAAGGUAGAGUGAUAAUGAAGCGAAACACUUCAUGCCUCGAAUAUACACAACAAAGACAUUGUACUCAAGCUAAAGGGAAGGUCAUGUAUAGUCCUCAUCCUUCACCUCAAAGCAUUGACCAAAAAUUACAAAAUUCCACGGCAUUGUUCCUCUGUUUUUGUCGUGAAAUAUACAGCAAGACGGCGAAACAGACUUCAAAUAGCAAAUAUAAAUUUCGCAAACUUUCUCGAAUGGAUACGUCAAAUAACCAAUGAGCCGUGAAAAUGCAUGUGUUGAAGUUGCAAAUCCAAUAAAUCAAAUUAUUCCAGCGUAACUUUGUGGUCUUACGAAUUGACCUUAAGUACAUCCUAAAAUAUGUCAUAGUUCUAUCCGUCGAUUUCGAAAUAUUUCACUAUGCUAUAAAAGAUCUAUUCACUUUUGAGCAUUCAUCUAUCUGUUGAGUUCGAGUAAAGUUAAGCAAUUAUGACGGUUCUCACUUUUCUUGUUGUUUUUCCUUUGAUUAGUGCAGCUUCGAUCGAGAAAAAAUCAAUGAUUGUGAAGCGCUCAGAAUUUGGAGACCAAAAAGUUUCCGCAUCGGGGUAUACAUUUCUAUCCGAUGAAAACGGACCAAUCAAAUACUCCAGCUAUAGGCUCUCUAAUGGAAAUAUACAAAAAGUUCCCUUUGGAUAUUUCGGACCUCAACGAAUUCUUGGAAAGCCAAUAACUACCGGAACAGGACCCUACACCUAUUUCGAUGAUGGUUCGUUAUCUCACAGCCAGCUUUAUCACAACCAUCCCAUUUAUCAUCAAGGCUUGCAUCUAAGGCCCGGUUUACCAUCAGAAUAUAGCUUACCUCUAUACAGAAACGCAUUGUACAAAAACAACUUACACGGUGGAAAUUAUGCCUACUCUAAUCAAGAUGGUCGCACUUUUGACCUAGCAAACAACUCAGUCAAAGGCGCUAAGGCACAGAAGGGCUAUGAAAAUGAAGCAAACUACGUCGACACCUCUAAAGGAAAACAUCUAGAAGAUGAACAUCAAGAGAAGUACAUCGAAAAGGGGGCCAAGACUGAUAAUAAGGAGGAAAAUUCAGGAUAUCAUUCAAAAGCUUCUGAAGCAGCGAAAGGAUCUCGAGGUAGCUCGUUCGGAAAAUCUGAUGGUCACAGAAAAGGAUCCAAAACAACAGGUUACCAUAAGGUUCAUCAUAAAGACGAAUACAAAAAAGAACACAGUUUCUACGAUGAGAAAGACAGCAGUGGCCAUCAUAAUGUGUAUGAUGAAAACGAUUCAAAAUAUGAAAAAGAAAGUGGUAAAUUCGAAAACGGGAAACUUAGUGAUGCUGGCCAUCGAGAGUCCGAAUAUUCCUUGAAGGAUUUGAAGGACCAAGGCAAAUAUUUGAAAGAGAAUGAUGGAAGCCAAAGGGAAGAGGGAAAAUCGGCGCAUUUCGAAAAUAACGAAGAUUAUGUACAAAAAAGGGGAAAGCUAUACCAAGACGAAAACGGUUACGCUGUUAGUGAUUCGGAAUGAAAUUUAAAGAAUUAAUAAUUGGUUUACACUCAAUGAACUUCCCCUAGAAUAAUUACUAGUCGCAAAUGAAUUGUUAAAAUAUAUUAUCUCUUUAAAUCUUGUUAUGUUUACACUGAAUAAAGAAAUAUG